GCAGUGUCCAGAGCCCUGCGCAGGCGCGGGAGCCCUGUCGUGGCGCCGGCGUGUGUCCGCGCGGUCCGGCCUCUUCUCUCCGGGCCGAGCGGGCUCGUGGCGCCGCUGGCGCGUACCGGCCGCAGCGGUCAUGGGGAAGCUGAACGUGGUGAUGCUCCGGUACCUCUCCAGGGAGCACUUCAGGGUCCUGACCGCGGUGGAAAUGGGCAUGAAGAACCAUGAAAUAGUACCUGCUAGCUUAAUUGCUUCCAUUGCCAGCCUUAAACAUGGUGGCUGUAAUAAAAUUUUGAGAGAGUUGGUGAAGCACAAACUUCUGGCUUAUGAACGAACUAAAACUUUCCAGGGUUAUCGGUUAACUAAUGCAGGAUAUGAUUACCUUGCUCUGAAAACUCUGUCUUCCCGACAAGUCAUAAAUUCUGUUGGAAACCAGAUGGGUGUUGGCAAAGAAUCAGAUAUUUACAUUGUUGCAAAUGAAGAGGAGCAGCAGUUUGCAUUGAAAUUACAUAGGCUUGGAAGAACUUCCUUUCGCAGUCUGAAAAAUAAACGCGACUACCACAAGCACAGACAUAAAAUGUCAUGGCUGUAUUUAUCCCGGCUAGCCGCAAUGAAGGAGUUUGCCUAUAUGAAGGCUUUGCAUGACAGAAAAUUUCCUGUUCCAAAACCUGUAGACUACAACAGGCAUGCAGUUGUUAUGGAACUUAUUGAUGGCUAUCCUUUAUGCCAGGUGCACCAAAUGGAAGAUCCUGCCUCUGUCUACAGUGAAUUAAUGGAUCUAAUUGUAAAACUUGCCAGUCAUGGUUUGAUUCAUGGUGAUUUCAAUGAAUUUAAUCUUAUAUUGGAUAAUGAUGAUCGUGUCACUAUGAUUGAUUUUCCUCAGAUGAUAUCAACUUCACAUGCAAAUGCUGAAUGGUAUUUUGACAGAGACGUUAACUGUAUUAAGGAGUUCUUUAAGAAACGCUUCAACUAUGAGAGUGAGCUCUUCCCAGCUUUCAAAGAUAUCAGGAGAGAGUGUUCUCUUGAUAGAGAAAUUGCUGCCAGUGGCUAUACAAAAGAAAUGCAGGAAGAUGGUGAACUGCUUUACCCACCAAGUUCUGAUGAGGAUGAUAAUACAACAGAUGUAUCAGAAUUUGUAGAAGAUGCUGAUGAUAAGAUCAACUUCUUCAGCAAAGAUAAAGAAAACAAUGCAGACUUCAUGUAUAAAGUGGGUGAUUUCUCUGAAAGCAGAAUCUCUAACGACUUUAUGGAUAGCAUUGAGGAGACUGGUUCAACUGAAAGUCAUGAAAAUACACAAAGGCUGAACAUGUCAAAGUUGAGUUCAGCCUUAGAAAAAGUUGAAGGUGAAGCUACGCUUUGGAAGUCUGGUGAAGAUGCAGAGAGUUGUCCGGUUGCUUUUUUUGAGGGCAAAAGCAUAACUGAAAAUGCUGCUGAAGUCGAAAAUCAGACAGGUCAAGAAGGGUGCCGUAAUGAUAUGGAGGAUGGAGACAAAUGCCCUGACCUGGUGGACUUAUCAACUUUAAAUGAGAAAUUCAGGGCUUACAGAAACGAGAAUAUCGUUCAUAUUGCUGAGCACAGAACAAGGACUAAAAGUACUACAUCAGAGAGAAGUGUUGGGAGCUGUUCAACCAUUCCACAGGAACUGGUGAAACAGAAGAUAAAACGACAACUGACCAAACACCAAAAGUCUGCUCUGAGGCAACGGCUGCAAAAAGGAGAGGCAAAUAUUUAUACCAAACAACGUAGAGAAAAUAUGCACAAUAUUAAGUCAAGCUUGGAUGCAGCUAGUUUCUGGGGAUAAUUAGAGCUCCCAGAGAACAUGAGAGAACUCAUAAUGUAUGCAUUUGAAAGAAUUAUUCUAAUAACCAAUAAUCUGUUUAUAUAAUGGAUCAAUCUCUACAAACAAAUAUUUUUCUGGAAGUUAAUAAAACUCAUUCUGGUUC
Messenger RNA from Phalacrocorax carbo (great cormorant), 1937 nucleotides. Lineage: Eukaryota; Metazoa; Chordata; Aves; Suliformes; Phalacrocoracidae. The record is from RefSeq and is a predicted model, not a curated record.